UUCAGCACUCUUUCCAUCUUUUUACAGUCCAAUCCUUUUUAUCCAGACGUAAAAUUCAAAGAGCAUGGCCGCUACUGAGUCAAUGUCCAGUUUUCAGUCAAGACUUUCUGACCAGGUGCCAUCCAAUUCUUCAGCUUACCAUUCAAGUGACGCAAAAUUUUCGGAAACCGCUCGAGAUUUCAUACUUUGGGAUAACCAAUUUGGUGUUUUCGCGUUGCAACGCGUCGGAAAACUGAAACUUUUCACAGUCGAUCCUUUCGAUAUGGCUUCGACCACAGGAUUACAGACAGAAAUACCACCAAACGAAGUUGACAUGGCUGUGAAUGUUGCGACUGGUUUUCAACACGAUGCUAUGCAGGAAGACACAGCCGAGACUAUGAAUACCGAAGAAAAUGACACUGAUCGCAUUACUACCAAUGCCGAAACCUCGUAUGGCCACGAUCUUAAUCAAACGGCCAACCAGCUUCAGCAUCUUCAAGUAAACGAUGUGGCUCAUUCAAAAGCCGGGAAGACCGAGUCGAAGGGAGUCAUGAUUAGAGAUGGAAAACUUGUAUAUCCCGAAAGAAAGCUUAGAACAAACAACCAUGAGACGGUGGCAAAAGAUUUGGUCGAAUUCCGAAAAUAUCGAGCGGAAGUAUCCGCAUCCAUGAAGACAGACGAACCCUUUUCUAUAUCAGAAAGAUUUCAUUCGCUCAUUUCUUUGCUUGUGCAAGACAGCGAUGAGGCUAUUACAUCAUUGUCAAGUAGAUUGAACGACACCCUUUGCCAAUUCGAUGCAUAUGAUUCGGACUCGGAUGAUCCAGAUGAUAAGCAGUUUAACGAUGCUCUUGAAUCGACUAUCAAAAAUUUGGCGUCGCGUGAAAGAUAUGGUGUAUCCAACGACGUUUUGCAAGGGCUGACAGAUGUUCCGAAUGUCGUACCAGCGCAUUUAUCAAUAUACCGAUGGGAGGUGAAGGACAUAUCAAAUUUUCCGAACGACAUAAAAAGUGCGGUCGAAAAACGCAGACGAAAAAGGACAGAGAUGUCGACUAUUGCUACUUACAUGUUCCGGACGUUGACAAGCGAGCAACAGUUGCAACUGUUAUGCGCCAAACGGAAAAAGAACUCUACUCCACUGCCCCGAAUCAAUGUAACCCCCACAGGUCUUGAAAUCAUGUUCUCUUCUAAAGAAAAUAAUCCUAUGACGAAUGGUGAGAGUAUGGUAGUGCUGGAUGAAAAGGUGAAGGAACCGGCCGAGGCGAAGAAAAAGGAAUCUGCUCGUAAAGUGACAACGGAGGAAAAAGAAGCCGACAUCGAGGAACGGAAAAAGAAAGAAGCCGAGGUUGAGGAAAAGAAGAAGAAGAGGGAGGAAGAACGCAAAAAGAAGGAAGAAGAAAAGAAGAAAAAGGAUGAAGAUCGUAGAGUGAAAGACGAAGAGAAGAAAAAGCGAGAAGAAGAACAGCAGCGAAAAGAAAGAUCUCAACUUCGUCUUACUUCCUUGUUCAAAACAACGGCUGACGAACGACCACUAACCACCGUAGAAGCGCCUUCUAUGGAUUUUCAAGGCCAUCAAGCCUUCCCACCAUUUCAUGUGAAAGAGCAUGUUCAAAUGGCGGAUCCAGGUGCCUACAAAUGCUCCUUGUCUACGGACUUUGAGGAUGUCAUAAGUGGUCACCGAAAGGAAAACGAAAGCAAGAGUACAACUGGAGCGUUACUCAAUGAAUUCAAGGAGUCAUUUGGAUCUGCUCUUCGGCGGCGACGAGGUGUAGAACACAACAUUGACCUCCGUUCACUAUUGGGUCAUGAUCCAUCUAUGCCUUUAGCGACGGCAGCAUCUUUCGAUGGUCAAGACCUACGCUCUAUGCUGAAGAUGAAGUUCUUGCAAUUCAGAGAAGAUAUUCGACCGGCGUAUUGGGGUACUUGGACAAAGACAAGCAAGAAAAUUCUCGCACGGCGGCCGUUUGCCAUGGAUACCGAGCACCUCGACUACGACCAUGACAGUGAAGCCGAAUGGGAACCAGAAGGAGAAGGCGAAGAUAUCAAGAGUGGCGAUGAAGAAGACGAAGAUGUGGAUGUUGCAGACCCUGAUGAUGCUGGAUGGCUGGUCCCUGAAGGUUAUCUCUCCAACGAUGAAGGAAUAGGCAGCGACAAGGAGGAAGAAGGUGUUCGAACAAAUACGUCGUCGAAGAAACGAGGCCCAGUGAAGCAAAUAUGCAUAGGAGUCAUGUUUGACGAUUCAUCAGAUGACGACGACACACUUUCUGCGUAUGCCAUACAUCAAUUAGCUGCUACAUUCCCAAUUAAUCCAUUUGCACCAAUACCAAGUAAACAUGCAUCUGACACCGCCGAUAACAACGGCGCAUCAGCUUCAGCGGCGACAGAUAAACGACCGACUGCCUUCCCAGUCGAACAUACACCACAAUUAAUAGAUGCAAUCAAAGGCAAAGCGGAAGGAAUGCCAAAGCUUAUAGCAGAGGUUAAAGCUAUGCAAGGAUUUGAGGAUGUCUCCAAGCGACAAAUAGAAGCAACCAUAAAAAAUAUUGCUGUCAAAGAAAAGCGCGGUUCAGAUGCACGUCCAAUAUGGUAUAUAAAAGAGUAAUUAGCCAAAGAGAUGAUAGCGAGUCUUAUCUUCACUUUGACAAUCAUAAAAAAAAAAUACCCAAUUUCAUACUUUUCUU
Umbelopsis ramanniana AG is the source of this 2657-nucleotide messenger RNA. RefSeq lists its product as uncharacterized. NCBI's taxonomy places the organism in Eukaryota, Fungi, Mucoromycota, Umbelopsidomycetes, Umbelopsidales, Umbelopsidaceae. Gene Ontology annotation, biological process: nucleosome assembly. The transcript has 19 exons. The coding region runs from base 65 to 2578 and encodes 837 amino acids. Gene Ontology annotation, cellular component: nucleus; CAF-1 complex. The record is from RefSeq and is a predicted model, not a curated record.